Messenger RNA from Symbiodinium sp. CCMP2592, 3312 nucleotides. Lineage: Eukaryota; Dinophyceae; Suessiales; Symbiodiniaceae. The record is from the annotation of a GenBank genome assembly.
AUGUCGCUGGCGGGCUGCUGCACGGUGACGGUGCCCUCGGUGCCCUGUGUUCCCUGCGCUCCCUGCGGGCCGGCAGAUGAGACCUCCGCAGCGGCCGAGCUCAUGAGCCGCUGUCAGCAGAUGCACGAGGACCUGGGGAAGCUGGUGCGGGAAGAGCAGGACCUGUUGUUCAGCCUGUCCCUCCACGUCGAGCGGCUCAACUUCGGACCGGAGACGCGCCCGCGGCCCUCGGCGCUGAAGACGCCACCGGACGGCGCAUCGAAGGAGAGCAACCGGCACAGCGAGAAUGACGCAGGAGAUCGGCGUGAGGUUCGCUUCGGGCGCCACAGCUACGGGCCGCAGGCCUUCGAGCCACCGCCGCCUCUGAUGAUGGCUCUCCCAAUGAAGCCGGAGACCACGGUGGAGACUCUGCGACCCCUCCAACCGGGACAGACCUCCAGCCCCUACAGGGGCCGCAAGUACCGCGGCGACUCCUCCAAGGGAACUGCGACGAGCCGGCUGCCCGAAGCUGUGAACAACACCUAUUCGAUCAACGGCAUCACGUCGCAGCCGAUCCAGGUCUUCCGCAACUCCUUCGUGGAGUUCAUCAGGUCGAACUACUCCUCGGUGGAACGGCAGCAGACGCCCUGCAGGCGCCUGAUUGCCUCCUUCGUGAUGUUCUGUGCCUGGCUGCUGGACCGGAAGGAGCCCGAACGCAACGGGUGCCUCGCCAGAGCCGUCCGGAGCCCCUACUUCGCCCUCCUGUCCACCGUGGUGAUCUUGGCCAACGCCGUCGUCAUCUUGUAUGCCACGGACUACGAGAUGCAGAAUCUCAACCAACCCACCAACGCCCAGAUCCGGUCCAUCGACCUUUGCCUCGCGGGCUUCUACGUUGUAGAAGUGCUUUUGAAGCUCAUCGUCCACAAAUUAUUCUUCUUCUGGAACAGUGAAUGGAGAUGGAACCUUUUUGACUUCUCCCUGGUGCUGUUUGCGAUCGUGGAGAACGUUUUGGCCUACGAUUGGAUGCAUGGCACGCAGGACACUGGCGUCAACUUGAACUUCCUGAGGCUCUUCCGACUCUGCAAGAUUGUGAAGAUCCUGCGUAUCUUCCGUACGCUGAAGUUCUUCAGCGAGCUGCGUCUCAUGCUGGACUGCAUGAUCGGCUCGCUGCUGAACGUGAUUUGGUGCAUUGUCAUGCUGGUCUUUGUGAUGUACGUCUUUGCACUCUUCGUGCAGCAGCUCCUUGCCUCGCACCUCAUCGAGGAUGGGGGCCGCGACAGCGAAGAGGACGUCAGAGAGAUCCAAAGAUUCUUCGGCUCUGUGGGCAUGACCUUGCUGACGCUCUUCCAAGCGUGCACGUCUGGUGUGGACUGGAAGGAUCCAUUCGACGUGCUCAGAAUCUCCGGGGAUGUGCUGCCGGCAGCCUUCCUGUUCUACGUGGCCUUUGUCUUUAUCUCCGUCUGGAACAUCAUCACAAGUACCUUUGUGGAGAAGGCGCUGAAGCUGGCGCAGCCGGACAUCGACCUCUUGGUCAUGGAGCAGCAACUCCAGGACUACGAAGACACGCAGAUGCUGGCAGAGCUCUUCUCGGACAUGCUGCAGACGGACGAGGACGGCGUGCCUCGCGUUGGGCUGGAGGAGUUCCGGCACCUUGUGGAGAACAGCGACUUCCGCUCCUACCUGCAGACCAGGGGGAUCGACAUUAAGAAUGCGGAGACCUUCUUCAAGAUGCUGGUGGAGCUGCACGGAGAGCCAACCAUCGACGCCAUCACGUUUGCAAAUGCUUGUGUGCGAAUGAAAGGUGCGGCGACAAGCAUCGACCUGCAGACUGUAAUGUAUACGACGCACCUCAUGAACAAGGACCAGCGACGCGCCUUCCAGUUUAUGUACAGUCGGUUGAAAUCCAUCGAGUCCAUGCUCCGAGAGAGGGGUGAGGAAUUCGACUGGGACGCGUCCUCCUUCCAGUCGCCGAAGAGUCAGCCGAACCUGAGCCGGGAGUGGUCGCGCUCCAGUCCCUUGCUCUGCAGCAUUCUGUCGGUGUGGCUCGUUGGGAGCAUGCGCCAAGAAAGUCUGUCUGCCAUGGAAAGCGAGGCAAGCGUCCUGGUGCCUCACAAGCUCAUGUUGAUGAGCUUCAGCGACGUCCAUGGCAGAUGCACCGAUCCCGAUGGUCAGGCAGAGGGGAUGCGCAGCCACAUGGAGCUGUUCAAAUCGUCAGCGGCCGCGAAGGCAGUCGAGACCACACAGGCAGACGUCAUCGUCUAUGCGGGUGAUGCAACGACGAUCCCGGAUACGGUGGAUUGCGAGAUUUCGAACUUCGAAGAACUCGAGGAGUUCGUGGACUGGUUCAAAGAGGUCCAACCGGAGAAGCCGAAGAUCUUCAUUCCAGGUAAUCACGACACGUGUCUCGACGACAGUACCGUGUUGGAGAGUAGGUUCAAAACCCAGAGGCGGCAGCGAUUGCUGGACCUCAUGGACAGGAGCAACAUCCACUUCAUAGGGCCUGCUGGUUGGCUGAGGAUCCCUCUGGGUGGAGGCUCCGAGUUCAAGGUGCUUGCUUCAGGUUUCUCAGCGGGGCGGCCGCCGGGAGCCAAGCACUUUGCGGAGGAGUACCAGAUCGGAGGAAAAGCCGAGUUUGGAUCGGAAGUCUUGGAUAAAGACGGCGAAAAUCUGACGAUGGCAGGUGUUUUGGGCGCCUUCCAGUACUGCCCGGCUUCAGCGAUCACCAGCUACGUCGACUGCGCUUUGGUCUACAGCAAGGUGACGGAGUCUCUGGAGAAGGCAAGCGCGGCUUUGGGAUAUGAGGCUGAUCUGGUCGUAGUCCACGGUCCCCCCGACAACUUGGGGGUCAAGUUCGGGCCUGGUGGUGGCAAGGGUCCACCGGGACUCCUGGCAGAGGCGCUCAUGAAGCCCUUGAUUCGGAGAGCUGGUGUUAUGCGGGUAGGUCAUUAUCACCCUGUAGCGGACUGGCGGGAAGGUCUGAGGACCCAGCUGCUCGAAUGCAACUCGGCGACCUGCGAGGGGCGCGUUGAGAUGAAGUUCGUCCCUGUGAAGGGUGCCAGGCCCGAGGUAUGCCAGUAUCCGGAUGCUUCCGACUCCGUUCACAUGCCAGACGAGUACGUCUUCCAGAACCUGGAAGUCAUGCAGAUUGGGAAAGUUGUGAAGGGCGACAUGAAGAACGAGUUGACAAAAGAGCUGGUCAUGAAAUACCGCUGGACAGGGCCCACAUUCAACAAGCCAGAGCCCACUGAAGGGGAUGGUGCCAGAAAGUACAAAGUCGUCACGGUGCCACGCCAGGGCAAGAAUAGACAGGUGAUCAUCCCUACCAUCCUUUAG